GUCCGCGGAUGGAUAUGUUCGUAUUUACACAGAGGGUAUAAAGAUAUCGGUCUUUUCAACGCAAAUCCCUUUCAAUUUCCUAGCGUCAGGGUGCAGAAGGAUUCGGACAAAUUGGUCGCAUUUUAUUCAAGAAAAAUAAGCUGAACGAAACUGAAAGAUGCCUGAAGAAAUGCGCCAAGAAGAGGAGACUGAGACCUUCGCCUUCCAGGCGGAGAUCGCUCAGUUGAUGUCCCUGAUCAUCAACACCUUCUACUCUAACAAGGAGAUCUUCCUCAGGGAGCUCAUCUCCAAUGCAUCUGAUGCUCUGGACAAAAUUCGCUAUGAAAGUUUGACAGACCCCACCAAGCUGGACAACGGGAAGGAGCUGAAGAUCGAAAUCAUCCCCAACGUGCAGGAGCGCACGCUCACGCUCAUCGACACCGGGAUCGGAAUGACCAAAGCCGACCUCAUCAACAACCUGGGAACCAUCGCCAAGUCCGGCACUAAGGCUUUCAUGGAGGCCCUGCAGGCUGGUGCUGACAUCUCCAUGAUUGGUCAGUUCGGUGUGGGGUUCUACUCCGCCUACCUGGUGGCUGAGAGGGUGGUGGUCAUCACCAAGCACAACGACGACGAGCAGUACGCCUGGGAGUCCUCCGCUGGAGGAUCCUUCACCGUCAAACUAGACAAUGGGGAGCCCAUGGGGAGAGGAACCAAAGUGAUUCUGCACCUGAAGGAGGACCAGACCGAGUAUGUGGAGGAGAAGAGGGUGAAGGAGGUGGUGAAGAAGCACUCUCAGUUCAUUGGGUAUCCCAUCACCCUGUUUGUUGAGAAGGAGCGCGACAAGGAGAUCAGCGACGACGAGGCGGAGGAGGAGAAGGCCGAGGAGAAGGAGAAAGAGGAGGAUGCCGAGGACAAGCCCAAGAUCGAGGACGUGGGCUCCGACGACGAGGAGGAGUCCAAGGACAAGAAGAAGAAGAAGAAGAUCAAGGAGAAGUACAUCGACCAGGAGGAGCUGAACAAGACCAAGCCCAUCUGGACUCGGAACCCCGAUGACAUCACCACUGAGGAGUACGGAGAGUUCUACAAGAGCCUGACCAACGACUGGGAGGACCACCUGGCUGUCAAGCACUUCUCUGUGGAGGGUCAGCUGGAGUUCCGGGCCCUUCUCUUCAUCCCCCGCCGUGCGCCCUUUGACCUCUUUGAGAACAAGAAGAAGAAGAACAACAUCAAGCUGUACGUGAGGAGGGUGUUCAUCAUGGACAGCUGCGAGGAGCUCAUCCCAGAGUACCUGAACUUCAUCCGGGGCGUGGUGGACUCAGAAGACCUGCCACUCAACAUCUCCAGGGAGAUGCUGCAGCAGAGCAAGAUCCUGAAGGUCAUCCGCAAGAACAUCGUCAAGAAAUGCCUGGAGCUGUUCGCCGAGCUGGCAGAGGACAAGGACAACUACAAGAAGUUCUACGACGCCUUCUCCAAGAAUCUGAAGCUGGGGAUCCACGAGGACUCCCAGAACCGCAAGAAGCUGUCUGAGCUCCUGCGCUACCACAGCUCGCAGUCCGGGGACGAGAUGACCUCCCUCACAGAGUACCUGAGCCGCAUGAAGGACAACCAGAAAUCCAUCUACUACAUCACAGGUGAGAGCAAAGACCAGGUGGCGAACUCUGCGUUCGUGGAGCGGGUCAGGAAGCGCGGGUUCGAGGUGCUGUACAUGACGGAGCCCAUCGACGAGUACUGCGUUCAGCAGCUGAAGGAGUUCGAGGGCAAGACCCUGGUCUCGGUCACCAAGGAAGGCCUGGAGCUGCCCGAGGAUGAGGAGGAGAAGAAGAAGAUGGAGGAAGACAAAGCUCGCUACGAGACCCUCUGCAAACUCAUGAAGGAGAUCCUUGACAAGAAAGUGGAGAAGGUGACGGUGUCCAACCGGCUGGUGUCGUCCCCGUGCUGCAUCGUCACCAGCACGUACGGCUGGACGGCCAACAUGGAGCGGAUCAUGAAGGCCCAGGCGCUGCGGGACAACUCCACCAUGGGCUACAUGAUGGCCAAGAAGCACCUGGAGAUCAACCCGGACCACCCCAUCGUCCAGACGCUGCGGCAGAAGGCCGACGUGGACAAGAACGACAAGGCCGUGAAGGACCUGGUGAUCCUGCUGUUCGAGACCGCCCUCCUCUCCUCAGGCUUCUCCCUGGACGACCCACAGACCCACUCCAACCGCAUCUACAGAAUGAUCAAGCUGGGCCUGGGUAUCGACGAUGACGACGUCCCCGCAGAGGAGCCGGAAACCGUUGCGGUACCUGAGGAGAUCCCGCCCCUGGAGGGAGACGACGACGCCUCCCGCAUGGAGGAGGUGGAUUAAACUCCGCCCCCUUCGGCCCUACCGUCCCCCUAAACCUCACCUGACCAAUACAAGCUUCUCAUUUUCCACCCCUCGCCCUCCCCCCCCCACUUUCCCGGGAAGUGCGGUCAAUGAAUGUCUGUAAUGGUCAGUUUUGUAAAUUUCAACGAUUGUGUGUUAGUGGACCUGUGUUGCCCUCUGUAAAGUAGCCUUGUUCUCAGAGGUAAGAUUUAUUUUGGGGGGUGGGGGGGGUUCUGUGCAAGAAGAGCGGGGCGGCGUUUGUCGGGAUACCGUCCCACAACGGGACUGUCUGGAGAAAGGACUGGUGGCGUCUGAUUGGGGGGGAGAGAUGUACAUUCCUGUUGAACAGUUGGAGGGCAGCAUGCUUUUGCAUGAGGCCUGGGUGUCUAUUCAGUUUUGCAUAAUAAAUAAAAUACAAAUGCCUUUAAAAGAG
Molecule: messenger RNA, 2759 nt
Organism: Anguilla anguilla (European eel)
Lineage: Eukaryota; Metazoa; Chordata; Actinopteri; Anguilliformes; Anguillidae
Gene: hsp90ab1
Product: heat shock protein 90, alpha (cytosolic), class B member 1
Exons: 12
Coding region: 158-2326 (722 amino acids)
Biological process (GO): protein folding; protein stabilization; cellular response to heat
Cellular component (GO): protein-containing complex; plasma membrane; perinuclear region of cytoplasm
Molecular function (GO): ATP binding; disordered domain specific binding; ATP hydrolysis activity
Source: RefSeq, a predicted model, not a curated record